Molecule: messenger RNA, 1946 nt
Organism: Physcomitrium patens
Lineage: Eukaryota; Viridiplantae; Streptophyta; Bryopsida; Funariales; Funariaceae
Source: RefSeq, a predicted model, not a curated record
GAAACCAUUACAAUCGAACGCCGAAUAUUUGGAUAAUGCUUGAGGUUGCUAAAUAGAAACAUUACUAGAAAUAUUUGCUUGUAGCAGCUAGAGUAGGUCCGGUGACUGGAGAACCCUCCAUUCUGAAGCUUGACAUUCCACGAGGAUGAUCAAAGGUGACACCGGAGCGGGAAAUCGGAACCAGACCUGAUCAGAUACUGACUGGACAGCAAGCUGCACCAAGCUCUCGUUGCUUUUGAGUUUGAGAAAGAGUCCUAGAAGUCAUUGCUAGAAGAUCGGAGGUCAGCUGGACAGGUUAAGACAGAAAGAAAGGUAGCGAGGACUGGAUUGUUGUGUGCACGCCCUGUCGAUGGUAGCUUUCACGCAGAUGAUCGCACUUAUUGAAUUUGAGAAGAACCUAUCUCAUCAUAUCUAUCAACUAGUUCCGGUCAACGCCCACCGACUAAGCUGCAUCAACCCACAACUCGAGUAAGGCUUCAACCUAAUGGCAGAAGUCGGCAGCACAUUUACAGCGGUUGAGGUCGUAGAUCGAGGGAUCGGCACGGAUGAAGCCGCAACAACAGUGGAGAAGAAGACAACGAGGGGACAAUGCUGCAUCUCACCACCUUCGUGUGAUUACCAAGCGCUUGGCCACGAUGAGACUUGGAACUCUCUACCUGUUUACAUCGCUGGCCCAAGCCUGUCGCCAGCUCCGUCAUCGGCAGUUCUCAUCAUCUCCGACAUCUAUGGUUGGCGCGUCCCGCAAACUAGGCAGUUAGCAGACAAGAUUGCCGCUGCAGGACAUUUUGUGGUGGUGCCCGAUUUCAUGGAAGGUGAGCCCUACGCAUCUACGGAUCCUAAUCAAGAGUAUGGUGGGCUUCACGAGUAUCUUGAGCGUCAUUCCAAGCGUAAAGCAAUAAACCAUGCCAAGGAAGUGCUGGAGAAGAUCCACACCAUGGGCUUCCAUGUAAUUGGUGCCGCAGGGUUCUGCUGGGGAGCCAAGAUUUUAGUGAACUUGCUGAAGGGCGACACCGCUGUUGGUGCUGGUAUAAUGUGCCACCCAUCGUUUCUUACCACGGACGACAUCAAAGAGGUGAAGGUGCCCCUGGCGAUCUUGGGAGCAGAAAUUGACAUUAUCACACCCCCCAAGAUGGUUCUGGAAUUUGAGUCUAUUCUUAAAGCUUCUCCAGAUGUUGGACACCAAAGUUACUGCAAUAUAUACCCAGAUGCUGACCAUGGCUGGACUACCCGUUACGAACCCAACAAUUUAGAGGCUCGCAACCGAGCAGAAACUGCGCACGGAGAGAUUAUAUCGUGGUUCCAAACCCAUCUUCACCGCAGCACUUCUGCUGACAGCCAAUCUGAAAACACUUAAUCACUGCAGUUUGAACACACACAAAUAUAUUUAUAUAAAUAUAUAUAUAUAUAUAUAUAUGUAGAUUGUUUCGUAGUGUCUUGACGUUGUAUCACAUUUAAUAGCACCUUAAAUUUAUAUACCUUGCCUACUUUGAGGUCAAUACACGCAAUGCUUUCGGCCAGAAAACUGUGCAAUACUCGUACACAUAUAUAUAUAUAUAUAUAUAUAUAUUGACUGAUAUAUUUACCAUACUCGUGAAGGAAUAACUAGCUUCGUGAGCUUGAAAGACAGAAAGCUAAUCUUUCAUGGUGGACCCAGUUACACAAGUUUCACAGCCUGUUAGCCAAGGUUCAUUUUGGUUCCAUCGAAGAGUGAAAGCGUCGACUUUUACCAUCGGAGUGAACCGAAGGUCCGUUCCUCUCAAAGAAUGUUUAUGUUUGCAGACCUGGGAUCUGAACAGAUUUUGGUUUAGAUCGGUAAUGCACCAGCCAGGGUGAUGGGUUUUCCCCUGGUGCAGGUGGACUCUGAUGCAGUUAACAACAGAUAUGAAUGGUGCGACAUUCGCAAUCCUUGCAGUAAUAAAACACGCAGAAAUACAGCUUUCCUUUCA